Vitis vinifera (wine grape) is the source of this 771-nucleotide messenger RNA. Its product is annotated as pistil-specific extensin-like protein. The transcript has a single exon. Bases 1 to 771 code for a protein of 256 amino acids. Lineage: Eukaryota; Viridiplantae; Streptophyta; Magnoliopsida; Vitales; Vitaceae. The record is from RefSeq and is a predicted model, not a curated record.
AUGGCGCGAACCAGAGGAGCCAAGUCUUCCUCUCCUUCCAGCCGCAAACGAAUUCCGCGAGAGGAACCCGUUCCAGAUCCCACCUCUGAACCUCCAUGGCCAAAAGUUGUUUCCCCUCCGACGAAGCCCGCGCCGCAGAAGCCUCCGGCGAGGCGUUAUCUCACUAGGUCAGGGGGUCGGCCCCUGCAAAAGAGGGCCAGGGUUGAAAGCUUAGAGCCCAUAGACUUAACAGAGCAGUCUCCAGAGCCCUCUCCAGCGCCAUCUCUGGUGUCAUCUCCGGCACCACCAGCACAGCCUCAGGAGCUCCAACCGCCACUUUCUGAACCCCAAAUUCCAUCCGGGGUAGCUCCUGAAAUGAUAAUUAUGCGUCUGAUGCUCACUCAGCCGCCAAUAGAAGGGAAUUUGGACUGCAGAGCUGAUGCCAUUCCACUUCUCUUUCCACGGCUGCUAUGCCAGAUUCUGGAGCAUUUGGGGUAUCCAUCAGAUCCUAAGUUGGAGCGCAAACAUAUUUGCCGAGAGGUCUUCACUCUCGACAAAUGGAACAAUAUGACAACAUAUAGAGUUAAGCAGCCAGGGCAGCCACAACCAGCUGCAAUACCAACUACCAGGAGAGCAUCUCCACGUCAUAUACCUGAGGGUAUACCUAUUGCCUCUCCUAUCAUAUCCAGAGCCCCUCCAGUCACUCCAGCCUCAUCACAGCCAUCUUCUUCAACUGAGCCCAGGAUGGCCAUUCCCAUUUCUGAGUAUAAGGAGUUAUGUCGCUCACUGUAG